AUGGCUCUUGCCUGGGCUCAUGUCAGCUUCACCGAGGAGUUGCUGUGCCCCGUCUGCCUGGAGCUGUUCGUGGACCCGGUCAUUCUGAGCUGCGGCCACAAUUUCUGCCGUCAGUGUGUGCAGGAGUACUGGCAGCGCCAGGCCCCCGGGCUGUGCUGCCCCGAGUGUCGGGAGGAGAAUGAUCGGGAGGGACCCCUCCGUCCCAAUCAGGUGGUGCGGGAGAUGAGCGAGGAGGCUCGCACACUGGCCGGCCUGUACUGCCACCUUCACGGCCUUCGCUACAAACUGUUCUGUGACACUGACCUGCAGCUGAUCUGUGUAAGUUGCCGGGACAGCCCAGAGCACCAGCAGCAUGAGGCCAGUCCUGUCCAGGAGGCUGCACAAUUCUACAAGGAAAAGCUACAGGAGGAAACUGUUUCACUCCAGGAUCAAUCAAGUGCUUUCACUGCCUUCCUCGACGUGGAGGAGGACAAGAUCUCCUUGGUCAAGAAAAAUGUAGAGUCGUUGCGACAGCACAUCAAGGAGCAGUUUGCUCAAAUGCAUGGUUUUCUCUGCGAGCGAGAAGCUGCUUUAACCCACGACUUGGUGGAGCAUGAGAGAUCCAUUCUGACCUUGAUCCGAGAGAACCUGCAGAAAGUCCAACAGGGGUUGUCUUCACUGGAUGUUCGGCUGGCCGAGCUGAUCAGCCAACAGGCCCAGGGCGAUGACAUCGAAUUCCUGAAGGAGUUAAGCCAACGAAGGCCUGAUGAUAUCCAACUGCCCACUGAAGCAGCUACAGACCUGCCUCUGGGAAUAUUCAAAGGACCACUGCAGUACAAAAUAUGGAAAGAGAUGAAGGAUUUCAUCAGCCCAGCCCCUGAGGCCCUGACACUGGACCCUGAGUCAGCCCACCAACGCCUCCUGGUGUCCGAGGACCUGACCCACGUCAGGCUGACCGACAGCAACCAGCAGCCGCAGGGGCCGGAGCGCUUCGGGCCGUGCGUCAACAUCCUGGCGGCGCAGGGCUUCAGGUCAGGCCGGCACUACUGGGAGGUGGAGGUGGGCGCCAAGACGGCCUGGGACCUGGGCGUGGCCCGCGAGUCGGUGCGCAGGAAAGGCCGCAUCACCCUGUCGCCAGUGGACGGCUACUGGACGCUCUGGCUGCGGGACGGUGACCAGUACAAGGCCCUGGACUGGCCAGCCGUGCCGCUGGCCCCCGCAACCAGGCCGCGGAAGGUGGGCAUCUACCUGGACUUCGAGGGCGGCCAGGUGUCCUUCUACAACGCGGACAACAUGUCUCACCUGUACACCUUCAGGGACACCUUCGGCGAGCGUCUCUUCCCCUACUUCAGCCCUUACCUGACCAGUUGCCCCGGCAACGCCGAGGGGCUGCGACUCUGCACCCUGAAGCUGUAACCUCCCUUAACAGUGCCCCCUAACUGGGUGCGACCUCCCGGUGGAAG
Messenger RNA from Stegostoma tigrinum, 1442 nucleotides. Its product is annotated as nuclear factor 7, ovary-like. The transcript has 6 exons. The coding region runs from base 1 to 1395 and encodes 464 amino acids. Gene Ontology annotation, molecular function: protein binding; zinc ion binding. The record is from RefSeq and is a predicted model, not a curated record. NCBI's taxonomy places the organism in Eukaryota, Metazoa, Chordata, Chondrichthyes, Orectolobiformes, Stegostomatidae.